Molecule: messenger RNA, 1675 nt
Organism: Arachis duranensis
Lineage: Eukaryota; Viridiplantae; Streptophyta; Magnoliopsida; Fabales; Fabaceae
Product: receptor-like cytoplasmic kinase 176
Exons: 6
Coding region: 416-1585 (389 amino acids)
Biological process (GO): protein phosphorylation
Molecular function (GO): ATP binding; protein kinase activity
Source: RefSeq, a predicted model, not a curated record
AUAAUCCAAUACGGCAUUGAAACAUGAGAAGGGAGAUUGAAUCUAACGGUGUGGAAUGGGUUGCAGCCAUGCACGAAUGUGAGAGUGAAGGGGACAGUGAGAAAGAUGAGAGAAAGAAGGGGAUGAAAGGAAACCAAAUCCAAGCUAACAAAACUGGCGGCCACCAGGUCAACCACCCUUUUGUCCUUCUCGAUGGUCUUAUUAAAAACACAAACACCGUUCACACCAUCCAACUAUUUCUUUUUCUCUUUUUUUAAUAUGUGUGACAGCUGGGUCUAACAAAAGAAUGGCAUGGUUAAUUAGACAUGUAAUAAAUUAAUAAUCAUGUGAAACAAGUCGUGCAUUUGCGGAUUAGCUUUUCUUCUCUUUCAAAUUAAACCUCUCCUUCUCUGCUGCUUGUGUAUGUGUUUCUAUUAUGGGGAACUGUUUUAGUGCCAGGAUCAAAGCUGAGAGCCCUCCACGCAAUGAAGAGAAGGAUUUGAGUGGUAUAAGCAGCAAGGUAUCUUCUCGUUCCAUGCUUAUGUCUCCUCUGACAGAGGGCGAGAUUCUGCUAUCCACCAAUUUAAAGAACUUCAGCUUCAUUCAACUAAGAACCGCCACAAGGAACUUUCGUCCGGAUAGUGUGGUUGGUGAAGGUGGCUUUGGCUCUGUAUUUAAGGGCUGGAUCGACGAGCACACUCUUGAACCCACAAAACCCGGCACCGGACUCGUCAUUGCCGUGAAGAGGCUAAAUCAAGAGAGCACACAGGGACAUACUGAAUGGCUGACAGAAAUCAACUACUUGGGUCAGCUGGAUCAUCCUAAUCUUGUGAAACUCAUAGGUUACAGCUUAGAAGAUGAUCACCGGAUUUUGGUGUAUGAGUUUUUGACUAAAGGCAGUUUAGAUAACCAUUUGUUUAGGAGAGCUUCUUAUGUUCGGCCGCUUUCUUGGAACAUACGCAUGAAUAUAGCUCUUGAUGCAGCUAAGGGCCUUGCAUUUCUUCACAGCGACCAAGUAGAUGUAAUAUACCGAGACUUGAAGACUUCUAACAUCUUGCUUGAUUCGAGCUAUCAUGCAAAACUGUCUGAUUUUGGAUUGGCAAAGGAUGGACCAGUAGGUGACAAGAGCCAUGUCUCUACCAGGAUAAUGGGAACAUUUGGCUAUGCUGCUCCUGAAUACAUAGCCACAGGUCAUUUAACGAAGAAGAGUGAUGUAUACAGUUUUGGCGUUGUACUGCUGGAAAUCAUAGCAGGGAAACGCGCAUUAGAUAAGAACAGACCAACAGGGGAGCAUAAUUUGGUUGAUUGGGCUAAGCCAUUACUCGUCAGCAAAAGAAAAAUCUCACAAGUCAUGGAUUCCCGUUUAGACAGUCAAUAUCCAUUGCGCGAAGCCAUGAAAGUAGCAGUUCUUGCAAUCAAAUAUUCUGAAGACACAACAACAAGUGGAGUGGAAAAAUCUCCAGAUCAAACAGUUAAAACGAAUGGUAAUAGUGCAAGAUCUAGCAGAAUCAGUUCAAAACAACAUAGAAGAAGUAACAAUGAAUCUUUAAAUGGAGAAGGUAGUUCUAAUAAUCAGACACCAUCAGCUUCUCCUCUUCACACUUAGAAGAGAAACAUCGGUUUUCAUUGUUGCUGUACAGAUUUUGUUUCCUUGUUAUCAGUUAUAGAGAAAAAUGAAUUAUUUCUUACAUUCCAA